Molecule: messenger RNA, 7687 nt
Organism: Trifolium pratense (red clover)
Lineage: Eukaryota; Viridiplantae; Streptophyta; Magnoliopsida; Fabales; Fabaceae
Product: pre-mRNA-processing-splicing factor 8A
Exons: 25
Coding region: 229-7410 (2393 amino acids)
Biological process (GO): mRNA splicing, via spliceosome; spliceosomal tri-snRNP complex assembly
Cellular component (GO): U5 snRNP; catalytic step 2 spliceosome
Molecular function (GO): U5 snRNA binding; protein binding; metallopeptidase activity
Source: RefSeq, a predicted model, not a curated record
AUAAAUCUAAAUAAGCGAUUCUCAAACGCAAAUUUUUAUCAUUCUACUGAGAAGUGAGAGUCUCGCGUCUUUCUCUUCUCUCACUCGUUCAUAAACCCUAGAACCUGUUACUACUAAACGAAGCUUUCAAAACUUCUUCGUUCAAUCGCGAAAACGAAGAACAUGCUCUGAAACACUUCCAAAAUCUCAAUCAUUCAAAACCGUAUAAGUUGAUUAGAGUUGUUCAAGAUGUGGAACAACGGCCAGAUUGCGCCACCUGGAACUACGGUUCCUUCGAUUCCACCGCCUCAAGCUUCACAACCUUCGUACACGGUGCUUCCACCGCCUCCUCCUCCGCCUGUUGAGACUGAGGCCGAUGCAGAAGCACGGCUUGAAGAGAAGGCGAGGAAAUGGCAGCAGCUUAACUCGAAGCGUUAUAGUGAUAAGAGGAAGUUCGGGUUUGUUGAAACUCAGAAAGAGGAUAUGCCUCCUGAACAUGUUAGGAAAAUCAUCAGGGAUCAUGGUGAUAUGUCCUCUAAGAAAUUUCGUCAUGACAAACGUGUUUAUCUUGGAGCACUUAAGUUCAUACCGCAUGCAGUUUAUAAGCUCCUGGAAAAUAUGCCUAUGCCUUGGGAGCAGGUCCGAGAUGUGAGGGUUUUGUACCAUAUUUCCGGUGCUAUUACAUUUGUCAAUGAAAUACCGUGGGUUGUUGAGCCUAUUUAUCUUGCUCAGUGGGGUACAAUGUGGAUAAUGAUGAGAAGGGAGAAAAGGGAUCGUCGUCAUUUUAAAAGGAUGAGGUUUCCUCCAUUUGACGAUGAAGAGCCUCCACUUGACUAUGCUGAUAAUCUUUUAGACGUUGAUCCUCUAGAGCCGAUUCAGCUGGAGCUUGAUGAAGAGGAAGAUUCUGCCGUUUAUACUUGGUUUUAUGAUCAUAAGCCUCUUGUGAAAACAAAGCUUAUAAAUGGUCCUAGUUACCGAAAAUGGCAUCUUUCUCUUCCUAUAAUGGCAACUUUGCAUCGUCUUGCUGGGCAGCUUCUGUCUGAUCUAAGUGACAGAAAUUAUUUCUACUUGUUUGACAUGGAGUCCUUUUUUACAGCGAAGGCUCUGAACAUGUGCAUACCUGGUGGCCCUAAAUUUGAGCCUCUCUACCGUGACAUGGAGAAAGGAGAUGAAGACUGGAAUGAGUUUAAUGACAUCAACAAACUCAUUAUAAGGUCGCCACUUCGAACAGAAUAUAGAAUUGCUUUUCCCCAUCUUUAUAACAACAGGCCUCGUAAAGUAAGGCUUUGUAUUUACCAUACUCCCAUGGUUAUGUACAUAAAAACCGAAGAUCCCGACCUACCUGCAUUCUAUUAUGAUCCCUUAAUACACCCAAUAACCAGUGCUAACAAAGAGCGGCGUGAGAAGAAAGUCUACGACGAGGAUGAUGAUGAAGACUGGAUCUUGCCAGAUGGUGUGGAGCCUUUUCUUAAAGAUACACAACUUUAUACCGACACCACAGCUGCUGGAAUCUCCUUGCUUUUUGCUCCCCGUCCUUUUAACAUGAGAUCUGGCCGCAUGAGACGUUCAGAAGACAUUCCUCUUGUGUCGGAAUGGUACAAGGAGCAUUGUCCUCCAUCAUAUCCAGUUAAAGUCCGGGUUAGUUAUCAAAAAUUGCUCAAGUGUUUUGUGUUGAAUGAGCUGCAUCAUAGACCUCCUAAGGCUCAAAAAAAGAAGCACUUGUUCAGAUCACUUCAAGCAACAAAGUUUUUCCAGACUACAGAACUUGAUUGGGUUGAAGCAGGUCUUCAAGUUUGUCGGCAGGGGUACAACAUGUUGAAUCUGUUAAUACACAGGAAAAAUUUGAACUACCUUCACCUUGAUUAUAAUUUUAAUUUAAAGCCUGUCAAAACCCUGACUACAAAAGAGCGUAAGAAAUCACGAUUUGGUAAUGCAUUUCAUCUUUGUCGUGAGAUCCUUCGUUUGACGAAACUUGUGGUGGAUGCCAAUGUUCAGUUCCGUUUGGGUAAUGUUGAUGCUUUCCAGCUGGCAGAUGGCCUCCAAUACACUUUCUCUCAUGUUGGUCAAUUGACCGGUAUGUAUCGGUACAAGUAUAGGCUUAUGCGACAAAUUAGAAUGUGCAAAGAUUUGAAGCAUUUGAUUUACUACCGUUUUAACACUGGUCCUGUCGGGAAGGGGCCGGGUUGUGGGUUUUGGGCACCAAUGUGGAGGGUUUGGUUAUUCUUUCUUCGUGGUAUUGUGCCCCUUCUUGAACGAUGGCUUGGAAAUUUACUGGCACGACAAUUUGAGGGACGCCACUCUAAAGGAGUGGCGAAGACCGUCACUAAGCAGCGUGUUGAAAGUCAUUUUGACUUAGAGCUUCGAGCAGCUGUGAUGCAUGAUGUGCUUGAUGCCAUGCCUGAGGGUAUAAAGCAGAAUAAGGCAAGAACUAUAUUGCAACAUUUGAGUGAAGCUUGGCGUUGCUGGAAGGCAAAUAUUCCUUGGAAGGUUCCUGGUCUGCCUGUUCCCAUAGAGAACAUGAUCCUUCGAUAUGUGAAAUCAAAAGCUGAUUGGUGGACAAAUGUUGCUCAUUACAAUCGUGAGCGUAUCAGAAGAGGUGCAACUGUUGAUAAGACUGUUUGUCGCAAGAAUCUUGGAAGAUUGACACGUCUUUGGCUGAAGGCAGAACAGGAGCGCCAACACAAUUAUUUGAAAGAUGGCCCAUAUGUUACUCCGGAAGAAGCUGUUGCUAUCUAUACAACUACAGUCCAUUGGUUGGAAUCCAGGAAGUUUUCCCCUAUUCCAUUUCCACCUCUAUCAUACAAGCAUGAUACAAAGUUGCUUAUCCUUGCACUUGAGAGGUUGAAGGAAUCCUACAGUGUUGCAGUAAGAUUAAAUCAACUGCAAAGAGAAGAGUUGGGGCUGAUUGAACAAGCUUAUGACAAUCCCCACGAGGCAUUAUCAAGAAUCAAGCGGCAUCUUCUCACCCAACGUGCCUUCAAAGAAGUUGGAAUAGAAUUUAUGGAUUUAUAUAGCUACUUGAUUCCAGUAUACGAAAUAGAGCCUCUGGAGAAAAUUACAGAUGCAUAUCUUGAUCAAUAUCUGUGGUACGAAGGCGACAAACGUCAUCUCUUUCCCAACUGGAUCAAGCCAGCAGAUUCAGAGCCACCACCUCUUUUGGUUUACAAAUGGUGUCAAGGUAUAAACAAUUUGCAAGGCAUCUGGGACACCAGUGAUGGUCAGUGCGUUGUUAUGCUGCAGACCAAGUUUGAGAAGUUUUUCGAGAAGAUUGAUUUGACAAUGCUAAAUAGGCUUCUUCGUUUGGUUUUAGACCACAACAUUGCAGAUUAUGUCACUGCAAAAAACAAUGUUGUGUUGUCAUACAAGGAUAUGAGCCACACAAACUCAUAUGGUCUCAUACGUGGACUUCAGUUUGCAUCUUUUGUUGUUCAAUAUUAUGGCUUGGUAUUGGAUCUUCUGCUUCUUGGAUUGACUCGAGCAAGUGAGAUUGCUGGUCCACCGCAGAUGCCUAACGAGUUCAUUACUUAUUGGGACACCAAAGUUGAGACCAGACAUCCAAUUAGGCUGUAUUCUCGCUACAUAGACAGAGUUCACAUAUUAUUUCGCUUCACACAUGAGGAGGCUCGUGAUCUCAUUCAGCGAUAUCUCACCGAGCACCCUGAUCCUAACAACGAGAACAUGGUCGGGUACAAUAAUAAGAAGUGCUGGCCAAGAGAUGCACGAAUGAGGCUCAUGAAGCAUGAUGUCAAUCUUGGGAGAAGUGUCUUUUGGGAUAUGAAAAACCGUCUUCCUCGAAGUAUCACAACGCUGGAAUGGGAAAAUAGCUUUGUUUCAGUUUACAGCAAAGAUAAUCCAAACUUGCUUUUUAGCAUGUGUGGAUUUGAAGUAAGGAUACUUCCUAAAAUUAGAAUGACUCAAGAAGCCUUCAGUAACACAAGAGAUGGUGUCUGGAAUCUCCAGAAUGAACAAACAAAAGAAAGGACAGCUGUUGCUUUCUUGAGAGUUGAUGAUGAGCAUAUGAAAGUGUUUGAGAAUCGUGUGAGGCAGAUUCUUAUGUCUUCGGGUUCUACUACAUUCACGAAAAUUGUCAAUAAGUGGAAUACAGCUUUAAUAGGACUCAUGACUUACUUCCGAGAGGCAACUGUACAUACUCAAGAGCUGUUGGAUUUGCUUGUCAAAUGUGAAAAUAAAAUUCAGACUCGUAUCAAGAUUGGACUCAACUCAAAGAUGCCCAGCAGAUUUCCGCCUGUCAUUUUCUACACUCCCAAGGAAAUUGGAGGGCUUGGAAUGUUGUCCAUGGGUCACAUUUUGAUUCCCCAAAGUGAUCUACGUUACAGUCAGCAGACAGAUGUUGGUGUAACCCACUUCAGAAGUGGGAUGAGCCACGAGGAGGACCAGUUGAUUCCCAACCUUUAUCGUUAUAUACAGCCUUGGGAAAGUGAAUUCAUUGAUUCACAACGGGUUUGGGCUGAAUAUGCAUUGAAAAGGCAGGAAGCACAGGCACAAAAUAGACGCUUGACCCUUGAAGAUUUGGAAGUGAGUGCUCUGAAAUUGUGGUUUUUGGUGUCUUUGAACUGUGUUGUUGCAAUAAGUUCCCCCCCUAGUUUGACAUCUACUAAUUUACUGACUCUUGAUUGUCAUUGGCAGGACUCAUGGGACAGAGGAAUACCACGUAUUAACACUUUGUUUCAGAAGGAUAGACACACUUUGGCUUAUGAUAAAGGAUGGAGGGUGCGUACAGACUUCAAGCAGUAUCAAGUUUUAAAACAAAAUCCCUUCUGGUGGACACACCAGAGGCAUGAUGGGAAAUUGUGGAACUUGAACAAUUACAGAACUGAUGUUAUUCAAGCCCUUGGAGGUGUUGAAGGAAUUCUUGAACAUACUUUAUUCAAAGGAACAUAUUUUCCAACCUGGGAAGGUCUCUUCUGGGAAAAGGCGUCAGGUUUUGAGGAAUCUAUGAAGUAUAAGAAGCUCACCAAUGCACAGAGAUCUGGUCUCAACCAGAUACCCAACCGUAGAUUUACGCUUUGGUGGUCACCAACCAUUAACCGAGCCAAUGUUUAUGUUGGUUUCCAAGUGCAGCUUGAUCUGACUGGUAUUUUCAUGCACGGAAAAAUUCCAACCUUGAAGAUAUCUCUUAUUCAGAUAUUCAGAGCUCACUUGUGGCAGAAGAUCCAUGAGAGUGUUGUGAUGGAUCUUUGCCAGGUUUUGGAUCAAGAGUUGGACGCUUUGGAGAUUGAAACUGUCCAGAAGGAAACAAUCCAUCCUAGGAAGAGUUACAAAAUGAACAGUUCUUGUGCGGACAUCCUCCUCUUUGCUGCCCACAGAUGGCCUAUGUCAAAGCCUAGUCUUGUAGCUGAAUCUAAGGAUGUUUUUGAUCAGAAGGCAAGCAAUAAGUAUUGGAUUGAUGUUCAGCUUCGAUGGGGUGAUUAUGAUUCUCACGAUAUUGAGCGUUACACUCGGGCUAAAUUUAUGGAUUACACAACAGACAAUAUGUCGAUAUACCCAUCUCCUACUGGGGUUAUGAUUGGCCUUGAUUUGGCAUAUAACUUGCAUUCUGCAUUUGGGAACUGGUUCCCUGGAUCAAAGCCACUACUUCAGCAGGCCAUGAAUAAGAUUAUGAAGUCAAAUCCAGCAUUGUAUGUUUUGAGGGAGCGAAUCAGGAAAGGUUUGCAGUUGUACUCUUCUGAGCCCACUGAACCAUAUUUGUCUUCCCAGAACUAUGGAGAGAUAUUCAGCAACCAAAUCAUAUGGUUUGUUGAUGACACCAAUGUGUAUCGUGUUACAAUUCACAAGACUUUUGAAGGAAAUCUUACAACAAAACCCAUCAAUGGUGCCAUUUUUAUUUUCAAUCCAAGGACUGGGCAGUUGUUUCUUAAGGUUAUUCAUACAAGUGUAUGGGCUGGUCAGAAGCGUCUUGGCCAACUGGCAAAGUGGAAAACUGCAGAAGAAGUUGCAGCUCUUGUCAGAUCUUUGCCUGUAGAAGAACAGCCAAAGCAGAUUAUUGUUACUCGUAAAGGAAUGUUGGAUCCUUUGGAGGUCCACUUGCUGGAUUUCCCUAAUAUUGUUAUCAAAGGAAGUGAGCUGCAGCUUCCUUUCCAAGCAUGUUUGAAGAUUGAGAAAUUUGGGGAUCUUAUUUUGAAGGCCACAGAACCACAAAUGGUUUUAUUCAACAUUUAUGAUGACUGGCUAAAAAGCAUUUCCUCAUACACUGCAUUCUCCAGGCUGAUUUUGAUUCUACGUGCACUUCAUGUGAAUAAUGAAAAGGCAAAGAUGUUACUGAAGCCUGACAAAUCUAUCGUCACUGAACCUCAUCACAUCUGGCCUUCUCUAACUGAUGACCAGUGGAUGAAGGUGGAGGUUGCAUUAAGAGAUCUUAUACUUUCCGAUUAUGCAAAGAAAAACAAUGUGAACACUUCAGCUUUGACUCAGUCUGAAAUUCGUGAUAUUAUACUUGGAGCUGAGAUUACUCCACCUUCACAACAGCGGCAACAGAUUGCAGAGAUUGAAAAACAGGCACAUGAAGCAAAUCAGGUGACAGCUGUGACAACAAAGACUUCAAAUGUUCACGGUGAAGAACUUAUAGUAACCACCACUAGUCCCUAUGAGCAAGCUGCUUUUGGUUCGAAGACUGAUUGGCGUGUCAGAGCAAUAUCAGCCACAAAUUUAUACCUUCGAGUAAACCAUAUAUAUGUGAACUCCGAGGAUAUAAAGGAAACUGGUUAUACCUAUAUCAUGCCGAAGAACAUUUUGAAAAAGUUUAUAUGCAUAGCAGAUCUCCGAACGCAAAUUUCUGGGUACUUAUAUGGUGUAAGUCCUCCCGACAAUCCUCAGGUUAAAGAAAUCCGGUGCAUUGUGAUGCCACCGCAAUGGGGGACUCAUCAACAAGUCCAUCUCCCAUCAGCUCUCCCAGAACAUGAUUUCUUGAAUGAUUUGGAACCUUUGGGAUGGAUGCAUACUCAACCAAAUGAACUUCCACAGUUGUCGCCUCAGGAUCUCACUUCACAUGCUAAGGUCCUAGAAAACAAUAAGCAAUGGGAUGGGGAGAAGUGUAUCAUCUUGACUUGCAGUUUUACUCCGGGUUCCUGUUCUUUAACCGCAUAUAAACUAACUCCAUCUGGUUAUGAAUGGGGGCGUAUUAACAAGGAUACUGGUAGCAACCCACAUGGCUACCUUCCUACUCAUUAUGAGAAGGUUCAGAUGCUCCUCAGUGACCGCUUCCUUGGUUUCUACAUGAUGCCUGAUAAUGGUCCAUGGAAUUACAACUUCAUGGGAGUGAAGCACGCACCAGGGAUGAAGUAUGGAGUGAAGCUUGGGACCCCUAGGGAGUAUUACCACGAAGAUCAUAGACCAACACAUUUCUUAGAGUUCAGCAAUAUGGAGGAAGGCGAGAGAAUUGCUGAGGGAGAUCGAGAGGAUACAUUCUCUUAAGAUAUAAAAUGUUAAGGUUUAUUUUGAGAUACAAUACAAGUUGGCAGAUCCUAUAAUUUCUGAAACUUAUCAUAACAUGUUGUAUUGGCUACCCGUUUGUACGUCCUAAAGAUUUUGUAGUAGUAUCACAGUUUUGUAAAUAACUACAGGCGGAAUAUACUAACUUGCCGUUGCUUGUUUGAGCUAUUUUCCAUUAUGCUUGCUUGAGUCAUUGCUAUUGAAGUAGAACAUUUGUCUCAGCUUAUAUAUUAUUAUACAUCUGCAAUUAUUAUUUGUA